Messenger RNA from Fraxinus pennsylvanica, 1074 nucleotides. NCBI's taxonomy places the organism in Eukaryota, Viridiplantae, Streptophyta, Magnoliopsida, Lamiales, Oleaceae. The record is from the annotation of a GenBank genome assembly.
AUGGCGAGGAUAAUCCCUAUGGCUUUAUCUAUUAGACCCUCGCUCUCCUCUUCCAGGUCUGGCUUUGUUGUUUCUCGUUGCUCGCCCCCUUAUCAUCGCAGGCUCAGUUUAUCACAUCUCAGCAGUGCUAUGCCUCAGUUUCAAUCCUUCGGGCUUACAGCUUCAAAGUUAUUUAGAGGAGAGGGUGGCAGGAUUUCAGUUAGUGCAGCUGGAACUGUGGCACAAGCAAGUACUGCUACUACUCAAGAAAAUGCCUUGAAAUGGGUUAAGAAAGACAAAAGAAGAAUGCUCCAUGUUGUUUACCGUGUGGGGGACGUGGAUAGGACCAUAAAAUUUUACACAGAGUGUCUAGGGAUGAAACUGCUUAGAAAACGUGACAUACCUGAGGAAAGAUAUACAAAUGCGUUUCUCGGAUAUGGUCCUGAAGAUUCUCACUUUGUGGUCGAACUCACUUACAACUAUGGGGUUGACAGCUAUGACAUUGGAACCGGUUUUGGCCAUUUUGGAAUUGCAGUUGAUGAUAUAACAAAGACAGUUGACCUCAUAAAAGCUAAAGGUGGUAAAGUUGCCCGGGAACCUGGUCCUGUGAAAGGUGGCAAAACUGUUAUUGCAUUCAUAGAAGAUCCUGAUGGUUAUAAGUUCGAACUUUUGGAAAGAGGUCCUACACCUGAGCCAUUGUGUCAAGUAAUGCUUCGAGUUGGAGAUCUUGAUCGUUCUAUUGAGUUCUAUGAGAAGGCUUAUGGCAUGAAACUUCUUAGCAAGCGAGACAAUCCUGAUUACAAGUAUACAAUAGCAAUGAUGGGCUAUGGUCCUGAAGAUAAAAAUGCAGUAAUGGAGUUGACGUACAACUAUGGGGUUACUGAAUAUGAAAAAGGAAAUGCUUAUGCUCAGAUAGCAAUUGGCACAGAUGAUGUUUAUAAAACGGCAGAUGCAAUAAAGCUCUGUGGUGGAAAGAUUACCCGAGAACCUGGACCCUUACCUGGUAUUAAUACCAAGAUUACUGCAUGUCUAGAUCCUGAUGGUUGGAAGACGGUUUUUGUUGAUAACAUUGAUUUUCUCAAGGAGUUGGAGUAA